Molecule: messenger RNA, 827 nt
Organism: Lolium rigidum
Lineage: Eukaryota; Viridiplantae; Streptophyta; Magnoliopsida; Poales; Poaceae
Exons: 2
Coding region: 1-600 (199 amino acids)
Source: RefSeq, a predicted model, not a curated record
AUGGCCGCCGGCGGCGACUGGGAGAUCGAAAACGACGACGGCUUCGUCUACAAGCGGCCCCGCGUCCUCUACCCGGCCGGCCGCGAAGACGCCGGCGCGGCGGCCCCCUCCGCACUGGGCCCGCCCCCCGAGUCCGUCCGCCUACAGCGCCGCCGCCGCGCGCUCCUCAACCUCCGCGCCAAGUACCAGGCCGAGCUCUCUCGGUGGGAGUCCCUCGCCUCCGACGUCCUCGCCCCGCUCCCGGCUCCCUCCGCAGCUCCUUCCGGAGCUCCCUCCGCUUCGCCUCUUCCCCCCACCGUCUCCUCGGACCACGCCGUCCUCGACGACUACAUCGCCGAGGUGGAGGUGCAGGGGAAAAUGCUCGAGAAGGCAUCCCGGAUGUGUGAUGAGAUUUCCAAGUUCUGCGAUGAGUACGAGACAGCCCUUGUGGAUGCCGUCACCGCGCUGCCGAUAUGGGGCAACCCACGGGAGCUCGCGAACUCCUUGUGCGGUUCCGACGAGCAGGCCGCCGUGCAGCCUGUACGGGACAGUCCACGGGAGCUGAUGAACUUGCUCUGCAGUCCAACCGAGCAGGCUGUCCCUGGUACUACUACUACUUAGGCACUUUGACAACUCCAUUGGCACCCUCUGUAUUUAACUAGAUAGUUUGCGUUGUUGUGCUUGGUGAGUUGCAGUUGGAUUGGAGGCAUAAAUUAGGCCCAAUAGCUUCUAUGUGCUUGUAGGAUUGGUAGAGGUUUACUCCUGAUGUACCUGAGGGUUAGGGCAAUUGGCAUUUGUGUAACUAAAUCAGGGCAUGCUGGGCUGAAAUAUGUUAGAUUUAUUUCUUA